Messenger RNA from Drosophila ananassae, 2147 nucleotides. RefSeq lists its product as uncharacterized. Bases 317 to 781 code for a protein of 154 amino acids. Lineage: Eukaryota; Metazoa; Arthropoda; Insecta; Diptera; Drosophilidae. The record is from RefSeq and is a predicted model, not a curated record. The transcript has 3 exons.
ACAAAUGUCGGCACGCAGCUUGGCUUAAACUUACAUUGUUAUCCUAGUUCACAACAUCGUCCUGGGGUGGCCUUCGCCUUCGCCUUCGCCCACUUAUUCCAACUUGUCGACCGAACAAAACACAUUCACUACGUGACGUUGUUAAGACCGAAGUCCUCCCACAAAAAUAAAAUAAAAAGUAACAAGCAAGUGGCAGGAACUCCUCUGGUCCUCUGGUGAAACUCCAACUCUAUUAGCCAUCAAAAAUAUAAACUUGAAAAAGAGCCACGCCCAUUCAAUUGCAGACGAAAGAACGCCCCCCUAUAAAGACAAUAAUAUGAGAGCUGCAAGGAGUAUCGACCAACAGGCGUCGCCGGGAGACAGCAGACUGAUGCGGGGCGGCUGUGGAAAUGGAAGUGGAAAUGGUCACAGGUGGCUUUUAGUGUGGAUGAUGGUGCUGCUCCUGGUAGUCCCAUCGCAUUUGGUCGACGGCCGUUACCUGCCGACAAGGUCGCAUGGCGAUGACUUGGACAAGUUGCGUGAACUGAUGCUGCAGAUUUUGGAGUUGAGCAAUGAGGACCCACAGACCCAGCAACAGCAGCAACACCCACUGCGUCUGCACAAUGAGGCCACCGGCAACAGCAACGGCAACAGCAUCGGCAGCAGCAGCAACAUCAACAAUCCACGCGUGUCCAACAGCAACUCGAACGCCGCCUGGCUGCAGAAGCUCAGUGCCAUGGGUGCCCUGGACGAGUUGGGCGGCGAUGCCCCCCGAUACGGGCCCAACUAUGGACGCUAUUAGAGGCCACAUGGUACUUCCUCUGAGCCCGAACAACACCUGACAACGGCAACAACAUCGACACAACAGCCACCAAACGGAAUCUGAAUCCAAAAAGGGGUUACCGGGGAACAAGGGGGAGACCAUGUUGUGAAUAAAAUUUUUUUGGUUUAGGGGGGGUUUACGAGGGGAUAAAAGGGACAGUGCCGGAAUGGUCGCAGGAUUAAAAUCCUAAAUGGAAACGGAACCAAAGUGCGUGAAAAUGGACAAACAAAUGGAGCAAAGAAUUUCCCAGAAAAUCACUUUGAAGUACAUACUAGGGACGAGUUUGUGCCAUUUUGGAAUGGAGUUAAGGACUCUUACUAAAAUCACUUUUAAACUAGAAGGACCCUUGUCAACCCUUUUGCAUUUUCUUUCAGUAUUUGAAUAAUAUUGCUACAGACUCUUUCAUGAAUUCUAUGAUUCGAAAAUCUUUUUCAAGCCAUAGACUUGAUUGAAUUCUUUUCAAAAAACAAACAAACAACAUGGUAUCCCUUUGACCCCAAAGAUCCUUAAUCUGAGGUUUUAUAUGCAACUGAAAAAACUGAUAUAACGAAACGAAUAACUUGAAAACGAAAACUUAUAAAAAGGACAAAAUGCAGUUCCUAUGCUAGAACAAUAAUUUUAAACACUUUUUGGGUAAACCCGAACCGAAAUAAUGUACCUAUAUGUAUGUACCUAUGUGUUGUAGAGCAACCCCGUCCCUUUCUGUAAUCUCAAGAAGAAAAAACAAAAGUAAACCCUCGAAAAGUACUCCCUUUUAAUGGUCUAGGCUAAGUGCGGAUUUUCAACUUCUUUUUCAAGCGGCCAAGAAACAAGAGAUAAAAAUUAAAACAACCAUAAAAACAAGCAAAGUCAAUUGUAAAUAUUUUAAACCCAGAAAACCUUCCCACAUCCCCACGGCCUCUAUAGUCCCCCAGACCGCCCCUAGUCAAUGGUAUUAACUGGAGUUUUAAUGGGCCCCCAAGGUCGCGGACCGAGUCAUAUGAAGCUAUAUGGUAUAAUACAUAUUUAAAUGGAUUGUGUAUUUAUAAAUUAUACUACUCCCAACUAACCUCCACUAACCGAGAUGGCCUCCGCUGGAAGAUGGGCCCAAGUUUAAUGCGAUUUCGGUUGCGACUUUAUAGCCAGAAACGUGCAGAGGGAGAAAUAUAAUAAAUAUACAAAAAAAUAUAUAUUUAAUGUUUAUACACUAUUAUACUCGUAUUUACCACAAUAUACAAUUAAUACAUAUAUAUAUGUGUAUGUGAAUGUAAAUUAAAUUGUUGUUAACUUACGUUAUUGUUAUUACUUUUGAUUCGCCGAAGCAGAAGCAACAAUAAAAGAAAUCAUUUUCAAUGCAAGACCCAGA